AUGGCGGAUAUAGAUAAACUCAACAUCGACAGCAUCAUCCAACGGCUGCUGGAAGUGAGAGGGUCCAAGCCUGGUAAGAAUGUCCAGCUACAGGAAAAUGAAAUCCGAGGACUGUGCUUAAAGUCCCGAGAGAUCUUUCUCAGUCAGCCUAUCCUACUAGAACUUGAAGCACCACUCAAAAUAUGUGGUGAUAUCCAUGGGCAAUACUAUGAUUUGCUUCGACUUUUCGAGUACGGUGGUUUCCCGCCAGAAAGCAACUACCUGUUUCUUGGGGACUAUGUGGACAGGGGGAAGCAGUCAUUGGAGACUAUCUGCCUCUUACUGGCUUACAAAAUCAAAUAUCCCGAGAAUUUUUUUCUUCUCAGAGGAAACCAUGAAUGUGCCAGCAUCAAUAGAAUUUAUGGAUUUUACGAUGAAUGUAAAAGAAGAUAUAACAUUAAACUAUGGAAAACUUUCACAGACUGCUUUAACUGUUUACCGAUAGCAGCCAUCGUGGAUGAGAAGAUAUUCUGCUGUCAUGGAGGUUUAUCACCAGAUCUUCAAUCUAUGGAGCAGAUUCGGCGAAUUAUGCGACCAACUGAUGUACCAGAUCAAGGUCUUCUUUGUGAUCUUUUGUGGUCUGACCCCGAUAAAGAUGUCUUAGGCUGGGGUGAAAAUGACAGAGGAGUGUCCUUCACAUUUGGUGCAGAAGUGGUUGCAAAAUUUCUCCAUAAGCAUGAUUUGGAUCUUAUAUGUAGAGCCCAUCAGGUGGUUGAAGAUGGAUAUGAAUUUUUUGCAAAGAGGCAGUUGGUCACUCUGUUUUCUGCACCCAAUUAUUGUGGAGAGUUUGACAAUGCAGGUGCCAUGAUGAGUGUGGACGAAACUCUAAUGUGUUCUUUUCAGAUUUUAAAGCCUGCAGAGAAAAAGAAGCCGAAUGCCACGAGACCUGUAACACCUCCAAGGGGUAUGAUCACAAAGCAAGCAAAGAAAUAGAUGUCAUUUUGACACUGCCUAG
Messenger RNA from Canis lupus familiaris (dog), 994 nucleotides. It is a transcript of the gene PPP1CC, whose product is annotated as protein phosphatase 1 catalytic subunit gamma. The record is from RefSeq and is marked provisional. Gene Ontology annotation, cellular component: nucleus; cytoplasm. Gene Ontology annotation, molecular function: protein serine/threonine phosphatase activity. Lineage: Eukaryota; Metazoa; Chordata; Mammalia; Carnivora; Canidae.